AUGGUGUUGUCUACUUACUUGUUGGCACUUAUCUUCAUCCGGACAGGAAUGGCAUGUGACCAGCACAUGUUUGACAGCCGAGUUGACGACUGCCUGUCACACUUCAACAAGAGCAUGGAGACAAGUGGCUAUCAGGACAGUUGCCCAUGGCCUACUGAAAAACGCAUCUACAACACACUGAAUAUGUGCGUGGACCACUGGGCAAAAGAGUCUUGUUGUAAGGGUCAUGGAUUUCUGAAAGACACGGUCUUCUUGGAGAUUCAUAAGAUGUACUUUAGACUCUGUGGGCAGGUCCAAGACCCACCGCUCACCACUCUCAUUAUGUUGAUAGCGCCUGUUAUCAUUAUCACACUCUUCCUACCAAUUCUCUGUGUUAAUCUCACUACCUGGAACACUUAGGAUAAGGCCAGCACCUUUGGGC
This is a messenger RNA of Anarrhichthys ocellatus (wolf-eel), 421 nucleotides long. RefSeq names its product receptor activity-modifying protein 2. Gene Ontology annotation, biological process: intracellular protein transport; regulation of G protein-coupled receptor signaling pathway; receptor internalization. The transcript is spliced from 3 exons. Lineage: Eukaryota; Metazoa; Chordata; Actinopteri; Perciformes; Anarhichadidae. The record is from RefSeq and is a predicted model, not a curated record. Gene Ontology annotation, molecular function: coreceptor activity. Gene Ontology annotation, cellular component: cell surface; signaling receptor complex; membrane. The coding region runs from base 1 to 399 and encodes 132 amino acids.